CCGGGGGCUGGGGGGGACAGCCUGGCCCUGCUGGGUGUGCAGGAAGUGAUGGCAGAGGGCUUGGAGCGUUUCAGUGGCUGGAAUGUGGAAAGUACAGAAGGGUUUGGGCUGGGAGGACCUCAGAACUCAUCCUGCACCGCCCCAGGGACACUUCCACUGUGCCAGGGACCCCUCCCCCUGUGCCAGGGACCCCUCCCCCUGUGCCAGCUGCUCCCAGCCCCAGUGUCCAGCCUGGCCUUGGGCACUGCCAGGGAUCCAGGGGCAGCCCCAGCUGCUCUGGCAAUUCCAGCCCAGCCCCUCCCCACCCUGCCAGGGAACAAUUCCCAAUUGCCAAGAUCCCAUCCAGCCCUGCCCUCUGGCACUGGCAGCCAUUCCCUGGCUCCUGUCCCUCCAUCCUUGUCCCCAGUCCCUCUGCAGCUCUCCUGGAGCCCCUUCAGGCCCUGCAGGGGCUCUCAGCUCUCCCUGGAGCCUUCUCCUCUCCAGGGCAGCACCCCCAGCUCUCCCAGCCUGGCUCCAGAGGGGCUCCAGCCCUGCAGCAGCUCCGGGGGCUCCUCUGGGCUCUCUCCAGCAGCUCCAGGUGCUGCUGAGCUUGGGGGCCCAGGGAGCAAUUGCAUCCCAGUGUCCCAUCUGUCCCUGCCCUGUGUCGGAGUGCAGCCAUUCCCUGUGUGCUGUCACUCCAUUCCUGUGUCACAAAUCCCUCUCCAGCUUUCUGGAGGAGUACGGAGCUGCCCCUGGGCUGGAGCUGCAGCUGGCAGCAGUGCCCGUGUCCCAGUGACCCAGUUCUGCACCGAGCAGGCGCCGCGCUCCUGCCAGCCGGGCUGGGGACAUCGGAGUGACACCGGGAGCCACCCGGGCCUGAGGCUGUGUCCCCUGCUUGUGUCCCCCAUCUCUGUCCCUCUGGUGUCCCUGGGGCUGUGCCCCUCUGCCUGUGUCCCAGUGUGUCCCCCUGCCUGUGUCCCUGUGUCUCGCUGUGACUGUCCCUGUGUCACUCAGGCUCUGUCCCUCUGUGUCCCUGUCCCUGCUGGAUCUGUCCUUCUGCCUGUCUGCUGUGGCUGUGUCCCUGUGCCUGUGGCUGCCAGCCCCCCCUGUCCCUCCAUGUCCCUCCAAGGCCACUGGCCUUGCCUGGUGCCACCACGCUGGUGCCACCUCUGAGCCCACAGUCAUUCCUCAAAUCCUGUUUCUCACUUUAAAUGAGUUUUGGUGUGACACUUCCCAGAAUCUUGGGAUCCCUGAGGCUGGAAAAGCCCCCAAGGCCACCAAGCCCAGCCUGUGCCCUGUCCCCACCUUGUCCCCAGCAGAGCCCUGAGUGCCACCUGCAGGGCUGGGGACUCCAGACCUCCCUGGGCAGUUCCCACGCCUGACCACCCUUGCCAUGGAGAAUCCUCCUGACACCCUGCAGGUCCAUGGUGUGGCAUUACCCUGCAGUGUGGGUGCACAGCCAUCCCAGGAGCUGAGAUUUACCCAAAAUGAAAUCUGCCUUGCUGCCAGCCUGUGCCUGCUGCUCCUGGGGCAGGGAGCCCUGGGAUGGGAACAUCUUCAUUUUCUGCCUUUAAAGGUCACAUUUGCAGGGCUGUAGAAUGGCAGGGGAUGGAGAAUAACAGGCUUUAGAUGGGGGGUGGGGCUGAGGGGAUUUUAAUUUGCUUCAGUGACAUUUCUUGGGGUUCCUUGAUGAAAAAGCCCAGGUACAGCCAGAGAAAUGAAAUCCUGACUGACCCAGGUCUGGAAAAGCUGAGAUUUAUUUAUUUUGAACAAUGGCAGGUAUUCAAAUGCUAAUGAAGCUUUUUAAAAAUUAUAUUUAAGCAUCCUUGACUAAAGCAGACUGAUUUUUCUGUAAGAAAUGGGAAAUUCUGUGAGGAAGCUGCUUUGACCUCCACAUGCACUGAAUCGACACAAACAGCUGGAAUAAUCCUCAGGGAUGUUAAUUCUUUGGUUUAGGAGCCACUCAGAGUCAUUCUUUUAACCCCAAAUCUGUUUUAGUCCACAAGAAAUGCUAAAGAUAAUUAAAUAAAGAUAUCUGGCAAGGGAUACACCCAAUUUAUCUGUGGCAGCAGAAGGGCCCUGGAAUUGUUAAUCCAUAACAGAGAGUUGUGUAUUAAAAAAAAAUACAAGUUAUGGUUCCUAACAUUUCUUACUUUCUUUUUCCCAUGGAGCAAAGCCUUUGGAUAAAAUGCAAAUUAGAUUAUCAGUGGGGCUGUCAAAAAUAGCUCAGGGUUGACAGCUAAGUGGGCCUGAGUGAAUGUGAUUUCAGCUGUGAUCCCAGGCUGCAGGAAAGCCUGGAAAAAUGGAGCCAGGGGCUGUGGGAAUGGCUGCUGGUUGUGGAAAACAGCAGCUUGGGAUGGGGCUAAAAAUGGGAUUUUUAAAAGGUUUUUAUUUUAAACACCAAAAUUGAAAAGUGAUCUUAACAGUUGUGUCAGUAAAGGGAGAAAGUGAGAGGGAUGAAGCUGGACAGAGAAGGAAUGGUUGGAACUGGAGCUUCUCUGCUCCUUCUGCUGGGCACAGGAGUCACUCCUGUCCUGCUGGGAAUGGGAGCCAGGCUGGAUUUGUGCUUUUGGGAUUGGGAUCCCUGGAGUGGAACAGGAAUGGGAGGGACGGGGGGCUGAGCUGCUGAGCCAGGAGCAGCUGGAGAUGAGGUCCCUGGUUGGGGCAGUGGUGGGAUGUGGGCAGCCUUGGAGCAGGGAAUGCUGGACAUCCACUCGGAGAGGAGAGAAUGGUGAAAUCAUGGAAACCAUGGAAUUUGGGUGGGAGAACCCUUAAAUCCCACCCAGUGCCACCCCUGCCAUGGCAGGGACACCUCCCAAUGUCCCAGGUUUGCUCCAGCCUGGCCUUGGGCACUGCCAGGGAUCCAGGGGCAGCCCCAGCUGCUCUGGCAAUUCCAGCCCAGCCCCUCCCCACCCUCACAGCCAGGAAUUCCUUCCCAAGAUCCCAUCUAACCCUUCCCAGGCAGUGGGAAUCCAUUUAACUCAAAGCUCCAGUGCUUGCCUUGUGCAGAAUCCCACUGGGAACUGGGGAACAUGGCCUGGAUUCCAGGAAUUGUGUGAUGCUGAUGCCUUGGGAAGGCUGCCCUAGGACAGAGACCAGACUGAGCUAAAGAAUAAAGCAGGGAUUGAUUCCAAGGAUCUCCUCCAUGGAUCCACCUUGGGCAGCACCAGAGCCCAGCCAGGGCUGCACCCAAGAUGACCCAAAAUGGCCCCAAAAUGCCCGGCCGGGCACGGGGUCUGUCCCUGGGAUCAGCUCUGCUCCAUUCCCACCUUGCAGUUCAUUGUCCCAGCCCAGCUUUAGCCCAGGCAGUCCCAGCCUUGUUUUUCUCUCUCCAGCCCACGGGGUUUGUGCUCCUGGGCUCAGAUUGGGCUCAUUUGUCCUUGGUGCCCAGCUGGAGCAGGAAUUGUUUUGUCUCCCUGCUCUGUGCAGAGCUCACCAUCCCAUAAUGUGAACCCAGCCCCACUCACUAAAGCAAAUCUGAAAAAUAGAAAAGCCAAACCUGAGGCAUCAGUGCCAGCCAAGACCUCUGGGGUCUGGGGGAGUUGGUUUGACCCAGGGGAUGGGUGUGAUCCCACUCAGGUUCCUAAACCCUGAUUUGGGCAGGACAUGGGGAGGAGCUGGGGCUGUGCUUUUCAUGGAAUGUUAAAUUGGAAUUUGGAGCUUCAUUUCAAGGGCAGGAGCAGGACACAGGGAAGGGUUGGAGCUCUGCUUUUCAUGGAAUUGAGUCUCAGUCCAGGAGCAGGACACAGGGAAGGGCUGGAGCUGUGGUUUCCAUGGAAUUGGAGCCUCAGUCCAGGAGCAGGACACAGGGAAGGGCUGGAGCUGUGGUUUCCAUGGAAUUGGAGCCUCAGUUCAGGAGCAGGACACAGGGAAGGGCUGGAGCUGGGCUGUUCAUGGAAUUGGAGCCUCAGUCCAGGAGCAGGACACAGGGAAGAGUUGGAGCUGGGCUGUUCAUGGAAUGUUAAAUUGGAGUUUGGAGCCUCAGUUCAGGAGCAGGACACAGGGAAGGGCUGGAGCUGUGCUGUUCAUGGAAUUGGAGCUGCAGUCCAGGAGCAGGACACAGGGAAGGGCUGGAGCUGUGCUGUUCAUGGAAUUGGAGCCUCAGUCCAGGAGCAGGACACAGGGAAGGGUUGGAGCUGGGCUGUUCAUGGAAUUGGAGCUGCAGUCCAGGAGCAGGACACAGGGAAGGGCUGGAGCUGGGCUGUUCAUGGAAUUGGAGCUGCAGUCCAGGAGCAGGACACAGGGAAGGGUUGGAGCUGGGCUGUUCAUGGAAUUGGAGCCUCAGUCCAGGAGCAGGACACAGGGAAGGGUUGGAGCUGUGCUGUUCAUGGAAUUGGAGCCUCAGUCCAGGAGCAGGACACAGGGAAGGGCUGG
Molecule: messenger RNA, 4353 nt
Organism: Serinus canaria (Common canary)
Lineage: Eukaryota; Metazoa; Chordata; Aves; Passeriformes; Fringillidae
Product: keratin-associated protein 10-4-like
Exons: 2
Coding region: 49-1152 (367 amino acids)
Source: RefSeq, a predicted model, not a curated record